Gadus chalcogrammus (walleye pollock) is the source of this 1746-nucleotide messenger RNA. RefSeq names its product TBP-like 1 (gene tbpl1). Gene Ontology annotation, biological process: DNA-templated transcription initiation. The record is from RefSeq and is a predicted model, not a curated record. The transcript is spliced from 8 exons. The coding region runs from base 328 to 891 and encodes 187 amino acids. Gene Ontology annotation, molecular function: DNA binding; general transcription initiation factor activity. Lineage: Eukaryota; Metazoa; Chordata; Actinopteri; Gadiformes; Gadidae.
AAAAAAACUAAAAAAAAACUGCAAGGAGUAGCUGAGGAAUAUUUCACUGGGUUCUUGCCAUUGUUUUGAUUUCAUGAUUUGAACACCGAUUCGUCUCUGCCGAAAAGGUGCAGGCUUGAUACGUGUUGAACUUCCACAACUUGUCUUCAAGCACGAAGGUCCAAAACACCAGGCUCACUACCUCGUAAAUGUCCUAUUGUGGGCUCUCUUACGACGCAAACAUCCAGGUGAUCCAUCUCCGUCCAUGGCCAGUUGUGAUGGUAUUUGCUGAUGUAUGCGUGAGGAGAAAGACCUAGUGGUUCCCUUGCUGUGCCACACACUGCACACAUGGAUUCCGGUAACGAGGAUGCGUUGGACAUCAUCAUUACGAAUGUGGUGGCAACCUUUAGGACAAGAUGCCACCUCAACCUCCGCCUCAUCGCCCUUGAAGGGGUCAAUGUCAUCUACAAGCCGGAAGUAGGGAAAGUCUUGAUGAAACUUCGCAAGCCCAAGAUCACAGCUUCGAUCUGGUCCUCAGGAAAAAUAAUUUGCACUGGAGCCACCAGCGAGGAUGAGUCCAAAGUGGGUGCCCGCCGGCUAGCGCGCACUUUGCAGAAGCUGGGCUUUAGGGUGCGGUUUUCUGACUACAAGGUGGUCAAUGUGUUGGCAGUGUGCUCCAUGCCCUUCUCAAUCCGCUUGAUCGACUUCACUAAGAAAAACCGCCCCAUAGCAAGUUAUGAGCCUGAGCUGCACCCUGCUGCCACAUACAGGAUCAAACAGAUCAAGGCUACUGUCCAGGUGUUUUCCACUGGGAGCAUCACAGUCACAGGACCAAACGUACAGACUGUGGCCACAGCUGUGGAGCAGAUAUACCCACUACUGUUUGAGUGUCAGAAACCCCUCCGCAAAUAGUGGAAGAGAAACAAAACAAACAAAAUGGAGACCCGGUCAGCCGGUGAGGGGGUGGGUCGGCGGCCGAAGGGAAAAGGACGACCGCCUCCAUCCGGAGGUAUUUUUCUUUGGACCGGAGUGGAGGCACCUUAUGCUUGGGAUGAGAUCGUACGUUAUUCUCAUCUCCGCGAAAGCUGUAUCGACGGACUGGCCAGUGUGCACGGAGCGCUUGUUUCUUCUACUGAAAACAAAAACAACUUAAAAAACACAUGAGCCGCUCGCCAGGGACUCAAAGAGAUUCCGUCGUACUGAUUCUAAGAUGUUCCCUUGUUGAUGGUGUUACUAACUACUUUGAUGUUUGGGACUUUAGGUCAGCUGAUCUAGCCCUGCUUUCUCCUUUUUUAAAUGCACUGUAACAAUCCUUUUCCUGUCCUGUCGGUGAGAAACUGGUCUUCAACCAGAGUAACAAAACACCGACCAACGCAAAUCCAGUUCCUCCGAGCCACGUAACUAUUUUAGAUGCCAAGAUGGCGUUAGACUGUCCAGAGUGUUCUGUAUUUUAACAAUGGAAACCAACGGCUCGUUUUAAACAUGACCUCUAGAGUCACUCCGUCCACUGCUCUUUUAAUUUUACAUAUAUAUAUAUAUAUAUACACACAUAUAUAUAUGUAUAUAUAAUGAAAAUGUUUCCUCAUUAUAUGCAAAUGCUAGGCUGCUUCACGUUGCAGGCAUAGUUAGCCCAGAGUUCAGUUUCACCAAUCCACCUAACCCUAACUGUAACCAACUCAGCUGUAGUUGCAGUUGUGGGAAAAAAAGUUAUUUGUGGAUGUUUUUAACUAAGCUUUUUACACAGCAUUAAUCAAUAAGUCUGCUCAG